AUGACUGACGCGAGACAAGAGUCGAAUGACUGCGGGAUCUAUAACCCAUUAGAUUUGGAAUUCCAGCGGAGAAGACGGAUGUCUCGCCGGAACAUGAACUCGUCAGUCUCGGGGCUCGCACGCCGCUCGAAGAUGGACUGGAUCGUGAGGGUGAUGCCCAUCGUGCUCGGCUGCCUUCCGUCCCUCGGUCAAGGGCUUCCUCCGCGGAAGUCCUCGAUUGGGACUUCCGAAACGGAAUCCGAACGAGGAAUACUGCCGAUUGUUCGGGUCUCGGCACAUCAUGAGCAAAUUUGCAAAUACGAGAGCGUCGAUCCCGAGAGCGUCGUCGUGCGAUCGGGUUUCGAGGAGGCGGAGAAGCGUCAGAUCCUCGAAAUUCACAACGGAUCGAGGCGACGAGUCGCAUCGGGUGCGGAAAAAGCACCAAAUCUCGACAGGAAACAUAAAGAAUCGGUCUGGGACUCGGAACAGACCCGAAUCGCCCGACGUCGGUCGGAUCGGUGCUGCGAUUUCGAGCGGCCCCACGACGAAGAAGAUCGACCUCUGACCCGACCCGAGUGGAGCCAUUCGACCCAGAACGUCUUCUGGGCCUUCGGGUCCCCUCGGGUGGAAAGUCCAUGGCAGCUAGCUCUUUGGAAACGGUACGAAGAGGCGAAACAUUUCCCUAACGAGACCGUCGCCGGAUUCCGACGUUCGGAGGAAGGGGGAAUCGGCUAUUACACGGCCAUGAUAUGGGCCGACAGCCGAUGUUUGGGCUGCGGCGCCACCGUCUAUUCUCCGGCGCCUGCCGGUUCCGAGUGCGACCGGAUGUCUUCCGGAUGUCCCGAGCACAAGUACUCAUGCAGCGCCCCGGGUCUCUUCCCUCACCCGACGAGUUGGGAUCUCUAUUACGAAUGCAAGGGCAAGGGAGAGGAAGGAGCCCUUCGAUCUUGUUCCCCUCAGGUCGUGUUCGAUCCGGGCCAGAGAGCUUGUCUUUACAAAGAGGGGGAAGUCAGGAGGAAACGAGACGCGACGUCGCGGUGUUACUCUGAGGGACUCUUCCGUCUCGGUCGCUCCUGUUCCCGAUACUACAAAUGCACCAAGAAGAAGUUUGCAGCCGGUAUGCCGCGACCGUGGGAACAAAAGUCGAGGAUGGACGAUGGAGAUCCUUUCACUUUCGGCGUGGGGCAUCAGGAAAGGCAGAAGAGGGACGUUCAUGUGCCCUGGUGGAACCGAUUCUUUUCGAGCUUCGUCGGAGUUCAACCGCAACAAAGUAACCAAAUUCGCUCCAGAGUAGAGAGAGCAAGCCAUAACUCGAUUCCUGAUAAAAGAGAAGAUUUCGAAUUAACCCAACACAUUUGUCCUGAGGAAAACCUCUUCGACGAUCAUGCCGGACGCUGCGUACCUCGAGCCUCUCUGAACCGUUGGUUGGACUGCGACGAAGAUACUUCUUCUGAGACUUCGUCUGAAUCCAGGCGACACGUGACGAGGCAGGCACCAGAGGUCCGCUGUACGGAAGCAGGCUUCUUCCUUCAACCUGGGACGUGUACCAAGUUUUAUCGUUGCGUGGACUUCUUAGGCUCUGGAGUCCACUUCACUGUCUUUCAUUUCGAUUGUGGACCUGGGACCGUAUUCGACGACCGCUACAAUGUGUGCAAUCACCCACAGAAUGUGCCCAAUCUACAAUGCGCCGAGGGGGAAUUGGAAGCUGCGGUUGGGGAACCGGAACCAACUGGGGCUGGGUCUCAAGAUUCAGUUGAGCAACAGCCCAACACCGGUCAGCAAGGGCCUGAACGACGUACUACAGACCAGAAAGCACCCGGACUACCUAGUCCUCGUCAGCCAGGACCUGAACAACCCAGUCCCAGUAAGCAAGGAUCUGAGCAAUCUCAUCGUCCACAACAAGGAUCUGGAAAACCGAGUCCGCCUCAGGAAGAAUCUGCAAAACCCAGUCCCCAGAAAGGAUCUGUGAAACCCAGUCCUCAGAAAGGAUCUGGAAAACCGAGUCCUCCUCAGCAAGAAUCUGCAAAACCCAGUCCUCCAAGAAAAGAAUCUGGACAGUCUCGUCGUCCUCCGCAAGAAUCGGGAAAACCCACCCCCCCUCCUCAAGGAUCUGGACAGACUCAACCUUAUCCUGGUCAAAAAGGGAUUGCUUCGGAAGUUACUGAUCAAAUGAAGAUUCGACAAGACACCACCGCAGCAGUAAGCUCCCCGAGGAAUCCAAAAGUAAACUGUACCGAGGCUGGGUUUUUCCCAGUUCCUCAGUCCUGUCAGAGAUUCUACCGAUGUGUGGAUUGGGUUGGAGAUGGGUCGUCAUUCAGCGUUUUCUUCUUCAUCUGCGGACCUGGUACGGUGUUCAACGACGAGCUGGACGUGUGCGUGCAUCCGGGGAAUGUGGCGGAACAAUGCCCACCGGAGGAACAGGACCUGGGAGUUGCCGAGCCCGAACCCGAAGGACAACCUGAACCAGGAGUUGGAGAUGGAACCGUCGUGCAGCCGAGCACUUCGACGAGACGGCCGAGCACUUCGACGGUGCGGCCGAGCACUUCGACGAGACGACCGAGCACUUCGACGGUGCGGCCGAGCACUUCGACGAGACGACCGAGCACUUCGACGGUGCGGCCGAGCACUUCGACGAGACGACCAAGCACUUCAACGAGACGACCGAGCACUUCGACGAGACGACCGGGGACGACAGCCGCGGCUUCUUCCUCGGAAGAGUCGGACGAGAUGCCAACAACUCCUCGACCUAAUCUUCCAGAUGGAUCAAUUCCGUUCAGUUCUUCCAUUAAAGUGGACUGUACGGCAGCAGGGCUUUUCCAGGUUCCAGGAUCCUGCAUCAACUUCUACCAAUGCGUGGAUUGGUAUGGGAACGGGACGGUAUUCAGUUCUUUCUUCUUCACCUGCGCACCCGGAACGGUGUUCCAGGAGGACAUCCAAACCUGCAUCGCUUUUGAGACCCUGCCGAAUCCCAUGGACUGCCCCGAUCACGAGUUAGAGCAAUUGACAUCACCGCAACCAGAACCGGACGGAGACGAUGGGUCGACAUUACCAGCACCGGAACCCAUGUUCACACCCCCACCGGUCAAGGUGUUCUGCACGGAGCCCGGCUUAUUCCGACUCCCCGGUUCUUGCGUCAUGUCUUACCGCUGCGUGGAUUGGUUUGGCAACGGCACCUUUUCCGUCUAUUACUUUUGCUGUCCCCCGGGAACGGUGUUCGACGAUAUCCUGGACAUUUGCAAUUAUCCCUGGUCCAUUCAACCCCCUCUCAUGUGCAAUCCGGACGGAUCUAUCAUGAACAUGACCGAGGCACAGAUCGGGUCCACCACACCGACGACGACGACUCGCCGAACUGCUACUCAAACUUCGACUGGGACGACUGCCGAAUCGAGCGAGAGCGAAGAAUCGACCGAAUCCGAUUCGGCGACUGAAGAGACGAGCGAUGAGUCAUCCUCGAGCGAGGAGAGCGAAGAGAGCGAGGAGGAAUCCAGUGAGGAGGUUUCACCGAGACCAUCCACAACUACCAGGAGGACCACAACAAUGAGAUCAACACGAAGAACCACAACCACGAGACCGACAACAACUAGGCGUCCGACAACAACUAGGCGUCCGACAACAACUAGGCGUCCGACAACAACCAGGAGGCCGACAACAACCAGGCGUCCGACAACAACCAGGAGGCCAACAACAACCAGGCGUCCGACAACAACCAGAAGACCGACAACAACCAGAAGACCGACAACAACCAGAAGACCGACGACGACCAGGAGACCGACGACGACUAGGAGACCGACGACAACGCGUAGACCGACAACAAGCAGUACGACAACCACCAGAUCGACGAUCAGAGAGCCACCCGAAUGCACCGAAGCUGGAUUCUUCCGCGUCCCGGGGACAUGCAGGGACUUCUACCGUUGCGUGGACAUCUACGGAGACGGACUGGACUUUAAGGUCUUCCCCAUCAGCUGUCCCGGCGGAACGGUGUUCAACGAAGCAGUGAACACCUGUACGGCUCCGGAACUGGUUCAACCGCCGCUCGAGUGUCCCGAGGACGACACCACGACCUCCGGCACGGAAUCGACUCCGCCUCGUGCUUCAACGGAAACGGGAACGACUGAAACCUCGAGUGCCGAGUCCUCGGAAGAAACGACAUCGACCGGUGCAGAAACGUCAACCACAGACACGGACGCGACGACGAGCGUGACUUCGACGGACGUCGCGUCCACCUCGGAAUCGGGCGAGACGACCGACCUCACGUCCACCACGGGGUCCGACGCGACGACCGACGCGACGACCGACGCAACGACCGACGCAACGACGGAAUCGCCCACCAAGUCUUCCCCCGACAACGUGACGUGCACGGAAGAAGGCUUCUUCCCCCUUCCGGGUUCCUGUAAAAAAUUCUACCGCUGCGUGAGUAACGAAGAAACGGGAGAAUUCACCGCACAUCACUUCAACUGCGGACCGGGCACGGCGUUCGACGACGCCCUCAACGUCUGCAACCACAUCGCCUCGAUCCAGCCACCCUUGAUGUGCCCCGACGAGGACGCGGACGCAGAUCCGGAACCCGAACCAGAAGCGGAACCGGCUUCGGUUCCCCUGCUGGAUCGACCGAAAGUCAACUGCACGGAACCGGGUUUCUUCAGGUUGCCAGGCUCUUGCAACUUGUUCUAUCGAUGCGUGGAUUGGUUCGGGAACGGAACGGCGUUCAGCGUCUUCCAUUUCGACUGCCCCGAGGGACUCCACUUCCACGAAGGAAACAACACUUGCAAUUUCCCCGAACUCAUACAGCCGCCCUGCGAAGAAAACGCGACGGAAGCAACUUCCGCGGAACAGACGGAUUCGACUCCAGCGGAGAGCACGACGACCGCGGAAUCCACGAGUGCGGAGACGAUAAGCGAAUCGGAAUCGACGACCGAAGGGUCGACUACCGAAACGAGGGAGUCGACCACAGCCGAGACGACGAGCGAAUCCACGACCGCGCCCACCACUCAAACGACAGAAACGUCAACAGAGAUCACAGAAUCAACUACGGAGACGUCCACCGAGUCGACCACGGAGACAUCAGCGGAGUCGACCACAGAGACAUCUACCGAAUCUACCACGGAGACAUCCGCCGAAUCGACCACAGAGACAUCCGCCGAAUCGACCACAGAGAUAUCCGCCGAAUCGACCACAGAGACAUCCGCCGAAUCGACCACAGAGAUAUCCGCCGAAUCGACCACAGAGACAUCUACCGAAUCGACCACCGAGACGUCCGCAGAGUCGACGACGGAGACAUCCACAGAAUCGACCACAGAGACAUCUACCGAAUCGACCACAGAAACGUCCGCAGAGUCGACCACAGAAACGCCGACGGAAUCGACCACAGAAACGUCCGCAGAAUCGACCACAGAAACGCCGACGGAAUCGACGACGGAGACAUCCACAGACGCAUCGACAGAAUCGACCACAGAAACGUCCGCAGAAUCGACCACAGAAACGCCGACGGAAUCGACAACGGAGACAUCCACAGACGCAUCGACGGAAACAACAGAGACGACACUGGAACCCCUGACGACGACGAUGAUGCCGAUGAUAAACUUUUCCCUGCUCUGCGGCACCAAGAGAAACCACCGUCACCCGGUCCACUGCAACCGCUUCUACACCUGCAUCUGGGACGGAUGGAACUUCGAGUUCGUCGUGGGCCAAUGUGGAGCAGGCGACGUCUACGACCAGACAUCCGACUCCUGCGUGGAUGAAGCCGAUGCACCA
Darwinula stevensoni is the source of this 5730-nucleotide messenger RNA. Lineage: Eukaryota; Metazoa; Arthropoda; Ostracoda; Podocopida; Darwinulidae. The record is from the annotation of a GenBank genome assembly.